This is a messenger RNA of Onychostruthus taczanowskii (white-rumped snowfinch), 1728 nucleotides long. RefSeq names its product olfactomedin 2 (gene OLFM2). NCBI's taxonomy places the organism in Eukaryota, Metazoa, Chordata, Aves, Passeriformes, Passeridae. The transcript has 6 exons. Gene Ontology annotation, biological process: signal transduction. Bases 93 to 1541 code for a protein of 482 amino acids. The record is from RefSeq and is a predicted model, not a curated record.
GGGGGGUCUCUCCUCGAGCCGCUGCCGGUUCCCGGUGUCACCGGGGGGGUGAUGGGCACGGGGCGCUGCCGGUGGCGGCGGCGGCGGCGACAAUGACGGUGCCGCUGCUGAAGAUCGGGGCCGUGCUCAGCACCAUGGCCAUGGUCACCAACUGGAUGUCCCAGACCCUCCCGUCGCUCGUGGGGCUCAACGGCACCGCCGUGUCCCGGGCCGGGACAUCCGAGAAAAUCACCCUUUUCCAGAGCCCAGACGAGGGCUGGCAGGUUUUCACCUCGGCGCAGGCUCCGGAUGGGAAAUGUCUCUGCACCGCCGUGAUUCCCGUGCAGGGAUCCUGCUCCCGGGAUCUCCGCAGCCUCCAGCUCCGGCAGCUCCUGGAAAAGGUGCAGAACAUCUCCCAGUCCAUGGAAGUCCUGGAUCUCCGCACCUUCCGGGACCUGCAGUAUGUGCGGAACACGGAGGCGCUGAUGAAGGGCCUGGACUCGCGGCUCCGCGUGGCCUCUGAGGGCCACAAAGCCCUCAACGCCCGCAGCUUCCAGGAUCUGAAGGAGAAGAUGCGGGAGCUGCUGCCGCUGCUGCCGGUGCUGGAGCAGUACAAGGCGGACUCGCGGCUCAUCGUGCACCUCAAGGACGAGGUUCGGAACCUCUCCGGAAUUCUCCUGGCAAUCCAGGAGGAGAUGGGAGCUUACGACUACGAGGAGCUGCAGCAGCGCGUGCUGCUGCUGGAGGCGCGGCUGCACGCCUGCCUGCAGAAGCUGGGCUGCGGAAAGCUGACAGGGGUCAGCAAUCCCAUCACCAUCCGCGCCUCGGGGUCGCGCUUUGGAUCCUGGAUGACCGACACGAUGACGCCCAGCACUGACAGCCGGGUGUGGUACAUGGAUGGCUACUACAAAGGCCGCCGCGUGCUGGAAUUCCGCAGCCUCACCGACUUCGUCUCCGGCCAAAACUUUGUCCAACACCUCCUGCCUCACCCUUGGGCCGGCACCGGCCACGUAGUCUUCAACGGCUCCUUGUACUACAACAAAUUCCAGAGCAAUGUCGCCGUCCGCUACCACUUCCGAUCCCGCAGCGUCCUGGUUCAACGCAGCCUCUCCGGCGCCGGAUACAACAACACCUUCCCGUAUUCCUGGGGCGGCUUUUCCGACAUCGACUUCAUGGUGGAUGAAAACGGACUUUGGGCCGUCUACACCACCAACCAAAACGCUGGGAACAUCGUGGUGAGCCGGGUGGACCCGCACACUUUGGAAGUGCUGCGGAGCUGGGAUACGGGAUACCCCAAACGGAGCGCGGGCGAAUCCUUCAUGAUCUGCGGGAUUCUCUACGUCACCAAUUCCCACCUGGCCGGCGCCAAGAUUUAUUUCGCUUAUCACACGAACACUUCCAGCUACGAAUACACGGAUAUCCCCUUCCAUAAUCAGUAUUCCCACAUUUCCAUGCUGGACUACAACCCACGGGAGAGGGUGCUCUACACCUGGAAUAACGGCCACCAGGUCAUCUACAACGUCACGCUCUUCCAUGUCAUCAACACGGCCGGAGAGCUGUGAUGGACAUUCCCAAGGGGAGAGAGAAUUCCCAGCUUUUUGGUUUUUUACGCUUCCACGCUUCCCCUUUACCGUCCUUGCAAUUCCAGAGGGACGCAAUGACGAGGUGGAAAUUCCCAGUUCUCUGCGUGUCCCAGACUGAAAUUCUGCUUUAUUCCUAUUAUUUUGUACCUAUGUUGCAUUUCCCCUC